Molecule: messenger RNA, 3433 nt
Organism: Anolis carolinensis (green anole)
Lineage: Eukaryota; Metazoa; Chordata; Lepidosauria; Squamata; Anolidae
Gene: mtrex
Product: Mtr4 exosome RNA helicase
Exons: 27
Coding region: 42-3161 (1039 amino acids)
Biological process (GO): maturation of 5.8S rRNA; RNA catabolic process
Cellular component (GO): nucleus
Molecular function (GO): RNA helicase activity; RNA binding; ATP binding
Source: RefSeq, a predicted model, not a curated record
GGCAUGGUGGGGGAAGCGGCGGAAAGCGCCUGCGAGGAAAGAUGGCGGACGCCUUCGGGGACGAUCUGUUCAGCGUGUUCGAGGAAGAUGCCUCCGCCUCGGCCGCCACCUCGAAGAAGACGAAGGGAGCCCCCGAGCCAGCCGCUGGCCCCGUGGGCACAGCUGGAAAGCGACCAGAGGGCAAAUCCGCAGCGCCUGCUAAAUUUCCAGCAAAAAUAAAACGAGAGGAAGAGGCUGAUAAUGGAGACAUUGCAGUCUUGGGGAAGAAACCAAAGUUGGAUGAUUUUACUGCGGAAGAUAUCAAUUUGACCGACCUGAUGCCGAAAGUAAAGGUGCAGGCAGUAGAAACUGUUGAAGGCUGUACUCAUGAGGUUGCUCUUCCUGCGGAUGAAGAUUUCAUAGCCCUUAAGCCAAGAACGGGGAAAGCUGCAAAGGAAUAUCCAUUCAUUCUUGAUGCUUUUCAAAGAGAAGCUAUUCUGUGUGUGGAUAACAAUCAUUCGGUUUUAGUGUCUGCUCAUACAUCAGCAGGAAAAACAGUAUGUGCAGAGUAUGCUAUUGCAUUGGCUUUGAGAGAGAAACAGCGUGUGAUCUUUACCAGUCCAAUUAAAGCUCUAAGUAACCAAAAAUAUCGUGAGAUGUAUGAAGAAUUUCAAGACGUUGGUUUGAUGACUGGAGAUGUCACCAUCAACCCUACAGCAUCUUGCCUUGUAAUGACAACAGAAAUUUUGAGAAGUAUGCUUUACAGAGGUUCUGAGGUCAUGCGUGAAGUUGCCUGGGUCAUCUUUGAUGAAAUUCAUUACAUGAGAGAUUCAGAACGUGGUGUGGUAUGGGAAGAAACCAUUAUUUUGCUGCCAGAUAAUGUUCAUUAUGUGUUUCUUUCUGCCACCAUUCCAAAUGCACGCCAAUUUGCCGAAUGGAUAUGCCAUCUUCACAAACAGCCUUGCCAUGUGAUCUACACAGAUUACCGGCCUACUCCUCUGCAGCACUAUAUCUUCCCAGCAGGGGGCGAUGGACUUCACCUUGUGGUUGACGAAAAUGGUGAUUUUAGGGAAGAUAAUUUUAAUACAGCAAUGCAAGUACUUCGAGACGCUGGUGACUUAGCCAAAGGGGAUCAAAAAGGCAGGAAAGGAGGAACAAAAGGUCCAUCCAAUGUAUUUAAGAUUGUAAAGAUGAUUAUGGAAAGAAACUUCCAACCUGUCAUAAUAUUCAGUUUCAGUAAAAAAGAUUGUGAAGCAUAUGCACUUCAAAUGACAAAAUUGGAUUUCAAUACAGAUGAAGAAAAAAAGAUGGUUGAAGAAGUGUUUAAUAAUGCAAUUGACUGUUUAUCUGAUGAGGACAAAAAACUGCCACAAGUUGAGCAUGUGCUGCCUCUUCUGAAGCGUGGCAUUGGAAUUCACCAUGGAGGUUUACUUCCUAUUCUGAAGGAAACAAUAGAAAUACUUUUCUCUGAAGGACUGAUAAAGGCAUUAUUUGCAACAGAAACGUUUGCAAUGGGAAUAAACAUGCCAGCAAGGACAGUACUAUUCACAAGUGCUCGGAAGUUCGAUGGGAAGGACUUCCGAUGGAUCACCUCAGGGGAAUAUAUUCAGAUGUCUGGUCGUGCUGGCCGCCGUGGCAUGGAUGAUAGAGGAAUAGUAAUUCUUAUGGUGGAUGAAAAGAUGAGCCCAUCCGUUGGAAAACAGCUUCUGAAGGGAUCUGCAGACCCUCUGAACAGUGCUUUCCAUUUGACGUACAACAUGGUAUUAAAUUUGCUGCGUGUGGAAGAAAUUAACCCAGAAUACAUGCUAGAAAAAUCUUUUUACCAGUUCCAACAUUACAGAGCAAUUCCAGGAGUUGUUGAAAAGGUGACUAAGUUGGAACAGCAGUACAACGAAAUUGAAAUUCCAAAUGAGGAAAAUGUUGUCAUCUACUAUAAAAUCAGACAACAGCUUGCUAAACUGGGUAAAGAAAUAGAAGAAUACAUUCAUAAGCCAAAAUACUGCUUACCGUUUUUACAGCCAGGAAGACUAGUAAAGGUAAAAAAUGAAGAUGAUGAUUUUGGCUGGGGAGUGGUGGUAAAUUUCUCCAAGAAGUCAAAUGUGAAGCCUAACUCUGGUGAACUGGACCCACUUUAUGUCGUUGAAGUCCUCCUGAACUGCAGCAAAGAGAGCCUGAAAAAUUCUGCGACAGAGGCCGCAAAACCAGCAAAACCUGAGGAGAAAGGGGAGAUGCAGGUUGUUCCUGUUCUGCUGCAUCUUCUGUCAGCAAUCAGCAGUGUUCGGCUUUAUAUACCAAAAGACCUGAGGCCUCUUGAUAAUAGGCAGAGUGUACUGAAGUCCAUACAGGAAGUACAAAAGCGAUUUCCUGAUGGAGUUCCUUUGCUGGAUCCUAUUGACGACAUGGGCAUUAAAGAUCCAGGUCUGAAAAAAGUAAUCCAAAAAGUAGAAGCCUUUGAGCACAGAAUGUAUUCUCAUCCACUUCACAAUGAUUCUAACUUAGAAACUGUGUAUAAACUUUGUGAACGAAAAGCACAGAUUGCUGUAGACAUAAAAGCAGCGAAACGGGAACUGAAGAAAGCUAGGACUGUUUUACAAAUGGAUGAGCUCAAGUGUCGUAAACGGGUUUUGAGAAGGUUGGGUUUUGCAACCUCUUCUGACGUCAUAGAGAUGAAAGGACGGGUUGCUUGUGAAAUUAGCAGUGCAGAUGAACUGCUGUUGACGGAAAUGAUGUUUAAUGGGCUAUUCAACGAUUUAUCUGCAGAACAAGCAACGGCUUUACUGAGCUGCUUUGUAUUUCAAGAAAAUUCCAGUGAAAUGCCCAAACUCACAGAACAGUUGGCAGGCCCCCUCCGCCAGAUGCAGGAAUGUGCAAAAAGAAUUGCCAAAGUAUCAGCAGAAGCUAAAUUGGAAAUUGAGGAGGAUACCUAUCUCAGUUCUUUUAAACCAAACCUGAUGGAUGUGGUGCACACAUGGGCCAAUGGCGCUACAUUUGCUCACAUAUGCAAAAUGACAGAUGUAUUUGAAGGAAGCAUCAUUCGAUGCAUGAGGAGGCUAGAAGAGUUGCUUCGACAAAUGUGCCAGGCAGCAAAGGCCAUUGGAAACACAGAACUGGAGAACAAAUUUGCAGAAGGCAUCACCAAAAUCAAGAGAGACAUUGUAUUUGCUGCAAGCCUUUACCUAUAAGAGGUGUUUUCCUGAAGUGGUGUUGAUAAAGAACUUGCAUCUAUUCUGCAACUGAGGCUUCAGUAAACAACCAUGAAGUAUACGUUAACCAUCAAGGCUACCAUUCCUUCAUCUUCAAGCAAGAACAGCUGCUUAGUGUCAUUACUUGUAUGUAUUUUGCUGUAAGCCUCAUGCUAACAAAGCAUUUUACAUAUGCUAUUGCUGUUUGUACAUAAGCAUUACCACAUUAUUUUAAUUAAAAAAAGCUGGAGUACUGUGUUUUUAAAGCAAAA